AGCUAUUGGAGUUGUAAAUACUGCUGAUAAAGCAUCUGUGAGGGACGAUGACGACUGAUUCGCUAGACACCAAGGAAGUGCUCCUUGUGCGAUGCUUAGCUGCACAUUUGAAAGAUGAUUUGAGCGUUGAAAAUUGCUCAGAAGCUGCCCUUUUCAAGUUGUUUGAAUCGUUCUCGAUCAGAAUGGACAACAUGUUGAGCGAUAUACGCCAGUUGAUAACAAUCCAGCGUCGUCAGAAGAGAGUCAGUGUACUAGAUUUGAAGAGCAUUUACAAAUUUACGGACUAUUUGGGCUCUAUGGAUGGGCUAGCUAAUGAGGUGACAAGAGCGAAAAAUGCUACUGAGAGUGUGAAGUCGAUAUUAAGAUCAGAAGAGGAAAGAAUGGACGAAGAUGGAGAAUGCGACAAGGACACAUCGAAAUUAUUCACGUAUGAUGGUGAUAUAAUUGAAUUGCUUCAUCCAUCGACGAAAAAAGGGUUACCGUAUUGGGUUCCACAGCUACCUCCAGAUCACACUUAUCGGAAGACACCUGAUUACCCCAAGAGAACCACAGAUCAAAUUCAAGUGAGGAAAAAAUUGGCAGAGGAGAGUGAAUUGGGUGAAAUGGCAUUGGAUGGCUUAAUGCACGAGGAAGAUGAAUCAAGCAAUAAAGUCGAAUCCCCCAAUGACGAUAACGAAAUAGAGGAUGAUGCCAUCAUCAACGAGGAGCAUAAGGUCAGUGAUAUCUCUGGAGAUGGACAAACACUGACCAUACCUGCAAAGCUACCUUUUGAUAUCGUAGAAUAUGCAAAUAAGAGACUGCAUCAUCUCGAUUCCAAAAAAGUUGAAAAGACCAAACCGCUGAAUACGUUGAUUAGAUUAACUGUGAACGAAUCCCCGUAUGGGGAAGACUUGGAACUAUCGGCGUCUGAAGCUAUUGAUAAACAGUACAACAAGGUACUGAGAAGCUUUAAAGCAUUAAAGAACCGGAAGGAGAUGAGAGCCAUUGAAUUAGCAGAGCUCAGAGAAAAGGCCAAGGUCGAAGCGCAGAAGAAAUCCAGUGAAGUGCUGUUACAACAGAGUGACGAUAAAGACAAUGGCCUUGAAUUAUUUGGGGUUGAAGAUGAUAAUGACGAUGACCUUUUCAAAGACAACAACUUAUUUGAACAGGAUGGAACUAUUAAUACUGCCGAUACUGUUGGUACCAGUGAGAAUGUGAUAGAAAGAGCUGGAAGGGAACCGAUUGUCGAACCAUCUGAGCCGGUUGUUAAGAACAAUACUAGCUUAUCUGAACCUCUUCGGUUGCCAAAUGAAGGUGAUCUUGACAUUGACGAAGACUUUGGAUUACAAGAAGCCACUACAGGGGUACAACCACCAGCCCAGACAACAACCCAAAACUCAGAGAAUACGAUAAAACAAACAAGUCCAGAUUUGCUCCCUUCAAUCCAAGGAGAAGAGCUUCAAGUGGAUGGGGUUUCUAGUGACGAGGAUGACGUAAUGUUCGAAGACGUUUAAUUGGUCUCUAUUUAGUUAAUCAAGGGAAUAUCGACUUGUUUACCUUUUGGUCUGCGUACGCCCAUUAGUUCGUUUCCCCAGUUGCGAAUUUGCGAUGCCGCUACUAAGUCUCUUAUUUUUUUAAGUUUAUUCUCUGUGUUUUCCCUCUGUUUUUGGGUUCCGAGUGAUCGCUUUUGGGCGCC
This is a messenger RNA of Williopsis jadinii, 1675 nucleotides long. RefSeq names its product Taf8p (gene TAF8). The transcript has a single exon. Gene Ontology annotation, biological process: transcription initiation at RNA polymerase II promoter. Gene Ontology annotation, cellular component: transcription factor TFIID complex. NCBI's taxonomy places the organism in Eukaryota, Fungi, Ascomycota, Saccharomycetes, Phaffomycetales, Wickerhamomycetaceae. Bases 48 to 1493 code for a protein of 481 amino acids. The record is from RefSeq and is a predicted model, not a curated record.